Messenger RNA from Pocillopora meandrina, 2392 nucleotides. Lineage: Eukaryota; Metazoa; Cnidaria; Anthozoa; Scleractinia; Pocilloporidae. The record is from the annotation of a GenBank genome assembly.
GAGCCACUGUUUGUGCUGAUCAAAUAUGUUCCUUUUGGGGAUCUGCUGGGUUACCUGAGAAAGAGCCGUGAGUUAAAUGAUACUUACUACAAAGACCCGGAUAUCAAACCACAAACAAAUUUGACCUCACAGCAGCUGAUGAAGUUUGCUUGGCAAAUCGCUGAUGGAAUGUCCUAUUUGUCAUCGAUACCAGUGAGUGAUGGGAUUAUUCUUUGAAAGAAGUCCUUAUAGAAUAAGGCCCAUUUGUCACUUAAUAACCUCACUUUCCAUUGAAUCGUGGACUCACUGCCUAGGAUGUCAUCUCAUGUCAGCUGAGUCACCCUAAAGUCUCUCGUUUCGUUAAAGGGAGUUUUUUAAAGGAAACGUUUUCUCUUUGUUUAAGGUUAUUUAUAGAGACCUUGCAGCUCGCAAUGUUUUGGUUGGAGAAGAGGAAACAUGCAAAGUGACGGACUUCGGAAUGGCCAGAGAUGUGCAGGAGGACAAUAUUUACGAAAGAAAAACGAGGGUAUUUAUGAUUUUAAGAAACAUGUAAUGUUCUUGUAAGCCUUGGGACCUUGGAGUGACUGCUUAAAGAAAACAAGCUCAGUAAAUCCUGUUCAGUUUUCAGGAACUUUCGUUACAGUGUUCUCGCCAUUAGGAGCAUUAGUACCUUUUAAGGACCACGCCAACUUCUUGCAUUUUUUUCUUAUUCAGGGGCGUCUUCCUGUAAAAUGGACUGCCAUUGAGGUUUUGCUCUACGGACAAUAUUCUGCUAAGAGUGAUAUGUGAGUACAAGGAAGACAUGAACACUGUACUAAGCUUAAUGAGAAUGGUUUUGUAUGAACAGUUUUCAGGUCUGCAAAAAGUUAUUUGGUUACUUUUGUAUUUUGGUCUUUUUAUUUUGCUGGUUAUCUCAGUGAGGAGUGUUUAUCCUCUUUUGUUAUGGGUAGUGACCAGGGAUCAACUCCUAUGGCCUGUUUACUGUGCAUUUUUCCCUCCCCACCCCAUCUCCCCUUCCCUUUACCACUAAAGAUGUUUUAAUUACAUUUUUUGCAGGGAAGAAAUUUUACUUCCUUAAAUUUAUCCAAGUGGAGCUACGGAGUUCUCCUCUAUGAAAUUUUCACGAUUGGUAAGUUACUAAGCAGAUUACCAGUCCAGUAAUUUUAGCCACAGCAGUUGAGGGGAAACGAACUCAUAAAGUAAGCAGCGUGUUCCAGUCUCUGUAGAAUUAAUUUUUGGUCUUACCAAGCAAAUUUAGAUUGCCAAAGUCGCUGGCCUUAAGCGAAAAAAAAAUAUAUAAAUGGAAAUACAUAUGUAGAGCAUUUCAUUUUAGAUCAUGUUAACAGUACCUGCUCUAUUCAGGUGGUUCACCGUAUCCAAGGAUGGAUGGAAGAAAAAUUGCAAACUUACUUCAAGAGGGAUACAGAAUGCCUAAACCACAACAUGUGGAUGCUAAGUUGUAUGAUAUUAUCAUGUUAUUGUUUCCCGAUGGCUUUUAUCGACAUUAGUAUUUGUGCCGCUUUUUGUUCGAGUUGCAUGUGCGCCUUCAGAUUAAACCAUCUUCACUUGUUGAACCAGCCUAACGAAGGGAACUGAAAGAAGUGUACCAUCACAUGUUCAUCUCUGUUGUAUAAAUGUUUUGGAUUUUUUUUUUCAUAAAAAUAAUGCUUUUUUAUACUAAAAGCUUGUUCAGUUAGUAUAGGUCCAACCGUUUCUAGUUAAACUUUUUUAUUGACAUCUCUUCAGGUAUGACAUAAUGACAAAGUGUUGGAAAGACGACCCGAACACGAGAUCAUCUUCUAAAAAUUUGAGGAAAGAACUCAAAGAAAUGGAAAAUCAGCACAAGGUACGAUUGUAGAUUUACAAGGAGAGUCUGUUUUUUUUUUCUUUUCGAAGUUUGAUUGUUAGAAUCUACCACCAUCAACUAAACUUCAUCAUGAAGGCUUUGAAGCGUAGUUUAUGGUUUCAAUUGAUUUCGUUUCAGAGCAGUUUUCAAUUUAGUGUCGAAAAUGGAAAUCUAAAUUGAAAACUAAAACUAAUCCUAAUCUGAUCUCGCGCGUUUUUCCCGCUUCAAGGAGGUUGCCUGAUUCUUCUUUGAUUCUAUUGGUUAAUAAUGAUGUUUACCUUUGUUCUGAUCGAUAGUUGUGAAUACUUUGAGUUUAGAUUUUCAAGGGUUAGAGUUUGUUAGUUUUUCGACAAUCAUUGUAAGACUUCUCUAUCUAAAAUUAAUUGUAUUAGCAAUAUACUCUCUUUCUAGGAAAAAAUGAAGAAACCCAUCGAAAGCUUAACAGAGUAUGAUACAAUUUAUACCCAUCUUUCAUAUUUUUCGUGCCUUUUUUUUUUACAGAGGCUGAUAAACUUAAAAAAUUACGAUGAUCGACUCUACGUAAAUGUUGACGAUCUUGCCGUGUGA